CGAAGGAGGGCGCGGAACGAACACCGUUGCAACCGGAACUCUGUUGCACGAUUGUUCGCAGCGAGGGUACCCUUUUGCUUCCUAGUCGCAGUCCUUGCAGGAAGAUCGAGAACAACAGUGGUGAAAGGGUUCCUUGCACCCGGAAUCACAAAAAUGCCGAUGGUUACUGCCAGUUUAAAAUUAUCUUGGUUAUCUCUCGGGGAAGAAUCGAACAUCCAUGCGCAAUGCUACAACAGACAAAGGAUGACCUUCCGGCGGCGUCUUGCAAGAACCGAAGCUACGGGUGACGAAUCAGAAAAACGCGAGCAAACCAAUCGAGCCAUCCAAAGCCUUAUGGUGAAGCAUGACCCUAUCCUCCUCUUUGCUAGCCGACUUCUUUCCCCUCAAAAAGCCGAGGAGGCUUCUGCGCUGUACGCUUGGUGCCGUCGCCUGGACGAGAUUUGCGAUUCGGAGGAAAACUCCAGUAAGCCGGAAUUGGUCCAGGAUCAGUUGGAUGUUUGGCAGGAACGAUUCGACGACUUAUGGAGCGACGAGACGAAGGAAGGCGCAAGAAAAACUACGCGGGUGGAACCAACCGCAACAACUUACUACUCGGAGGAUGACUUUCUUAUGGAUCUGGCACUCAAGGAAUGCAUCGAGCGGUACCAGAGCUCAGGCAUGCUGACCCGCAAACCUUUCGACGACAUGGUUCAGGGCAUGAAAUCAGACGCCGUGGAGAAACGACGCAUCAGAGAUAUGGCAGAACUAGAGCUCUACGGCUAUCGGGUUGCUGGUACGGUGGGCCUCAUGCUAUUACCACUGCUCCUCACCCCCGAAGACGAUGCAAACGACAGCAGCUCCACUUCGGCCGCAGAGGCUGUGAAAACCGCCAGAGAACCAGCGACGUGCCUGGGAACUGCGAUUCAGUUGGUCAAUAUUCUACGGGAUGCAACACAGGAUGCAGUGCUCGGGCGCAUCUACCUCCCGACGGAUAUGCUCCGGGCUGAGGGCGUCACGGAGGAAGACGAAGCGAAGUGGUUGUUGGAAGCGGCCGUUGGAGAAGGCAUGUCGCCGGCCCCCGAUGGCUACAAGCGGGUUGUGGAGAAGGUUUCCAACCGGGGGUACGAGCUCCUGGCCCACGCCGAAGAGGGCCGGUCGACUCUGCCGGGACCCUUUGGUCCCCUGCUGGUCCAGGUGAUCGUCGAAUUGUAUCGGGAUUACCUGGAGGAGCUGAAGCGCCGGGGCUACGAUAACUUACAAGGCGGAAGCGGAAGUAACAAAGGAACUAUGGAUCGGGUCAAGAUUAGCGGUCUGCGAAAGGCGCAAGCCUCGCUGCGGGCUAUCGCGAAAGUCUUGAUCGAUUCAAAACAAACAAGCAUUCUGAUUCAAUUCGACUCGCUAUCAGACUUCCUUCCACAACUAUACAAAUAUAAACUCUAAUUUGAUAGUGCUUUACAUCAGCAAACAUAUUGACAUUAUAUCACGCCGCAACAUUGGACAAUCCAACAUCGUCUCAAGGUAUGAUACGAUUAUUACCGUACCAAGUUUUGGAAGUCACAUCGCAUUAAAAUAAUAAUAGUGAG
Molecule: messenger RNA, 1562 nt
Organism: Pseudo-nitzschia multistriata
Lineage: Eukaryota; Bacillariophyta; Bacillariophyceae; Bacillariales; Bacillariaceae
Source: the annotation of a GenBank genome assembly